Molecule: messenger RNA, 1946 nt
Organism: Orcinus orca (killer whale)
Lineage: Eukaryota; Metazoa; Chordata; Mammalia; Artiodactyla; Delphinidae
Gene: DUSP26
Product: dual specificity phosphatase 26
Exons: 3
Coding region: 209-787 (192 amino acids)
Biological process (GO): negative regulation of MAPK cascade; protein dephosphorylation
Cellular component (GO): cytoplasm
Molecular function (GO): MAP kinase phosphatase activity; protein tyrosine/serine/threonine phosphatase activity
Source: RefSeq, a predicted model, not a curated record
UGCUAAUUCAUCAACCGGUCUGGCGCUGGCAGCCGAGGCGGCGGUGGCGGCAGAGUCAUGGCCGUGGGGCUGUCUGAGCCGGCGAUCUGCCUCCGGGACUGAGACCCGCGCCGCCUCCCGAGCUUCCCACAGGCGGCAGAAUCUGUUUCCAGGAAAGGUGGUUUGGGAACCAGAUGGUGGGGUCUUCAGGCCUGCGGAGGAAAAGUAGAUGACGGUGGUGAUGAUGUUGAAGCUGAUAGCUGUGGUGGUGGUGACGGCUCUCGUGCUCUGUUUCUGUGCUCCUUCUGACCCGCCAGGGAAAACCACCUCUCUCCCUAAACACCCCAAGAUCCCAUCUCCCCUCACCAGUCCUGAUCCUAAGACCUCUGCUCCUUUUGCCCUCAGCAGCUACCUGGAGACUGACCCCUCAUCAGCCACCCCCGUGGCUGCCACGGUUCCUGCCGCCUCUAAGAUGUGCCCCGGCAACUGGCUCUGGGCCUCGGUGACAUUUAUGGCCCGCUUCUCCCGGAGUGGCUCGAGGUCUCCUGUUCGCACGAGAGGGGCCCUGGAAGAGAUACCAGCUGUCCAGCAUCCCUUCCUCAACGUCUUUGAGCUGGAGAGGCUUCUCUACACGGGCAAGACGGCCUGUAACCACGCCGACGAGGUCUGGCCGGGCCUCUACCUCGGAGACCAGUAUGUACCCAGCAGACUGGGACCACAGCUGAGUGUGUGUGUGUGUGUGUGUGUGUGUGUGUGUGUGUGCGCGCGCACGCAAAAAGAAAGCAGAAGAGUGGCGGAGAGGCGCUGAGUUGUGCUGUUGGUUCCACGUGGAGGAUGGAGGGGACGGGGUGCAUGGGCAGAGUGGAGGAGGGUUUGGGGGAGUUUGGACAGGAUUAUUGAUAGACUCAACUCUGGACAGACAGACUCUGUUCAAGGAAUCAUAUCGUUCAUUUAGUAAAAUGUAUGAUUGCGUGCCAGUGCUAAGGGCUGGACAUGUAGAUGACUCCUCUGACCUUCCACCUAUUGUGCCCUGAGACAAGGCCAUCACUGGGGCCGGGAACAGUGGUUAGUGAGGCGAAAGGUUGACCAAGCCAAGCCGCAGCGUGUGCAGAGGCUCACUCAGGUGCGUGGGGUCGAUGGAGAGAAGGGCGUCAAAGGAAGAGGAGGCCCCACUUGUCUCUCCCAAGGGCUUUAGAGACUACGAGGAGUUUUUCACAUGCCUUUUCUCUCUUAAUCUUCACGACAGCCUUGUGAGGUAGGUACCACUAUCCCCAGGUUACAGAGGAGGCAUCGGAAGCUCAGAGAAGUUGGGACUGGCCCAAGGUCACACGGGUCGUAAGUAGCAGAGCCAGGACUUGGAGGUUCAAGUUCAGGGCUCUUUCUGCUUGAGGAGUUGGCGCUGGACAGGACGUUUGAUAUGAUCAUGUUGGCUGAGCUGAGGGGUACGGGCCACAGGAACAUCUGAAGGUGACCUCCACCACAGGGUAACCAUGAGCGUGGAGUAACUGGCAAAACAGAAGAAGAUUCUGGUCAUCAGAGAGAGUCUAAAGUAAUGGGGGGGCGGGACUUCCCUGGGGGUCCAGUAGUUAAGACUCCGCGCUUCCACUGCAAGGGGCUCGUGUUCAACCCCUGGUGAGGGAGCUAAGAUCCCAUAGGCAGCGCAGCGUGGCCAAAAAAUUAAGAUUAAAAUUAAAUUUAAAAAAAUGGUUAGCAGGACAUUAAAUGUGAGCUGGUCCAACAACCCAUCCAAUGUUCAGAUUCGCUCUGCCACUUCCAGCCCCUAUCCAUUGGCUUCCUCUCUCUACCUGAAUACCCUGGUGUGAAGAAAGUCCCUCUCUCCCAAGGCGCCCCAAUCUUUCUCCGGCUACAUUCCACCGUUGGUAGGUACUUCCUUACAUGAAGCACAAACCCUGUCAGUCCUUUUCUCGGAUCAAGUAAAGUCCUUCUGUCUCAGAGCAUUCUUUCAA